Messenger RNA from Perognathus longimembris pacificus (Pacific pocket mouse), 1237 nucleotides. Its product is annotated as mas-related G-protein coupled receptor member X2-like. The transcript is spliced from 2 exons. Bases 13 to 1062 code for a protein of 349 amino acids. Gene Ontology annotation, molecular function: G protein-coupled receptor activity. Gene Ontology annotation, cellular component: membrane. Gene Ontology annotation, biological process: G protein-coupled receptor signaling pathway. Lineage: Eukaryota; Metazoa; Chordata; Mammalia; Rodentia; Heteromyidae. The record is from RefSeq and is a predicted model, not a curated record.
CUGGACAGAAACAUGGAAGAAAUGACCACCAAUGGAGAGUUUCUGAGCAAGGAUACAACCAUACCAGCUUUGAAGACAGAAGUCCCAAACAUUAGUGAAGAUGGACAUCUCCAUGGACCUUGUGCCUUGGAGGAGCUGAUUCUUAACUCACUGACUUUCAUUGUGGCUGUGGUUGGAAUGGCAGGAAAUGCAGCUGUGCUCUGGCUCCUGGGCUUCCGGAUGCGCAGAAAAGCCAUCUCCGUCUACAUCUUAAAUCUGGCCGCCGCUGACUUCCUCUUCCUCUGCUUCAACUUUUUAAAUUCGAUACAAGACAUCACAAGCCUUAUAACUCAUAUCCACAGCCAUCUCUUUAAUUUCUUCUCCUCUGGGUUCUUCUGUUCUUAUACUGCAAGCCUGAGCUUUCUCAGUGCUAUUAGCCUGGAGCGCUGCCUGUCUGUAGUGUGUCCUAUCUGGUACCGCUGCCGCCGCCCAAGACACACAUCGAUAUUUGUGUGUCUGCUUAUCUGGGCACUGUCCCUGUUGCUGACCAUUUUAAGAAGUUAUCACUGCAUUGUCAUGAAUAGUCUUCAUCUUAGUAAUUGGUGUCUAAGAAUGCACUCUUUCUCUGCUGGAUACCUGACUCUCUUACUUGUGGCUCUCUCAGGGUCCAGUCUGGCUAUAAUAAUUAAGAUGUUCUGUGGCUCUGGACGGAUGCCAAUGACCAGGUUGUAUGUGACCGUCCUGCUCACAGUGCUGGUCUUCAUCUUCUGUGGUCUGCCCUAUGGCAUCCGCUACUCUCUAAAAAAUUGGUUUUAUGUUAAUGACCAAAAUAUCUCCUGCUUCUUUUUUCUGCUCUUGUUUUUCCUCUCCUGUGUUAACAGCUGUGCCAACCCCAUCAUUUACUUCUUUGUAGGCUCCUUUAGGCAGCAGCGGCGAAAGACUCUCAAAUGGUUCCUCCAGAGGGCUCUUCAGGACACGACUGAUGAUGAGUGUGUAGGUAGUGUUUCUCGGGGGGCCCUGGAGAUGUCAGGAAACAAGGAAGCAGAGAAGAGCAGUGAUGACCAGCUUCUGUCUUGGUCUUGAGAUGUGGAUUUGCAAGUUAACCUGACUAUGGCUCCAUGGACUGAUUUUUGCUCUUCUCUAAGCUUCCUGUCUCAUGAUGCCUCGGUGGCUUCAAAUGGAUGAAUUUUAACUAAGGCCAUGUAGGUUUUUCUCUGAGACAGCAUUCUUCUGAAGCAGAGUGUCACUCAAUAGAAUA